This is a messenger RNA of Hibiscus syriacus, 1600 nucleotides long. RefSeq lists its product as uncharacterized. The transcript is spliced from 7 exons. The record is from RefSeq and is a predicted model, not a curated record. The coding region runs from base 893 to 1600 and encodes 235 amino acids. NCBI's taxonomy places the organism in Eukaryota, Viridiplantae, Streptophyta, Magnoliopsida, Malvales, Malvaceae.
UAUCGGGCGAUUGGUGGAUGUUGGUCGAUAAAUGUAUAUUAAAAAAAAAAGCUUGUGAGUUGGGAAUUAUCGGGCGAUUGAAGUAGGUGGCUGUUGGUCGACAAAUAUUAUAUAUAUAAAAGAAAAAGAGGAAUUAUCGGGCGAUUGAUUGAAGCAGGUGGCUGUUGGUCGAUCGAUAAAUAUACAUUAAAAAAAGCGUGUGAGUUGGGAAUUAUCGGGUGAUUGAAGCGGAUAGCUGGUUAUCGAUCGAUGAGCUUAAGGAAAGAAGUAUAAACAUCAUUUUGGCCUUUGGCGUCUGUUGGUUAAUAUAGAGAGUUACGGAUUUUGGCCAAAGAAUAGAUUUGUGUCGAGGGAAAGGAAGAUUCCGCAUAGCUCUUCAGCAUUUUUUUUUUAAAUUCAAUUAAUACUCGGAGUACUGCAAGACCCCAAGCAAAUUCUGCCAUGGAGGAUUGUUCAUCACAUGGCUCAACUUCAUCUUUUACCUCAUGGAUGCCAUAUGAAUUACAAUUUGGAGUCGACAAUGAGACUGAUGGGAUCUCUAACCCUGCUAUAAGGGGUGAACCUUUGGAAUAUCUAAAUGUAGUCGACAAUGAGACUGAUGGGAUCUCUAAGCCUUCUAUAAAGGGUGAACCUUUGGAAUAUCUAAAUGUCGUCCAAAGUAAGGGAGGUGGUAAAUCUGAACCUACUCUAACGGGAAGAGAACUGAAAAGAGAACGUUAUGGAAGGCGUAAGAGGUUGGGAAAGUUGGAGGAUCGCAGAUUUGCAUUGCGGACAUUCAAAGAAAAGGCUGCUGUUAUGAGAGAGAGACUGCAGGAUGUAGAAAAAUGAAACGUUUGUUAUAUUAGAAUAAUUGGAAGAGGAACUGGAGGCGCAAGGAGAUGAGAAUUUCGCUAUGACUAAAUUCUUGAGAGAGGAAAUUGAAUGCUCGACAAAUGAAGUUGAACAAUUAAGAGAUGGGACUACAAGGUCAGAAGAGGAAAGAGGAUUGAUGCUUUCUGGUCGCAGGCAGCCUCCAAGUUUUACUCGCCAGAUACCAACUGAUCUGCAUAUCAUUGGAACUAACUCUGAAUCUUUUGAUAAGGAUCGACGUGGAAGUAACUUUGAAACUUUUGACAAGUUUUCAUCAAUGGAACAUGCUGCAUUCCAUUCCAUAUCAAGUUGUUGUGCAAACGGAACUGAUAUUCUAAUGAAACUUGAAAUUGAUGAUGAGAGCAAAGUGAAGUUAUCAGACUUUGCUGACUUAGGUGGUGAGCGGAUACCAAUAGGCAAAUAUAGCUUCCCGCCCUCACUACAUCAAAUCGUACAGAACAUCACUGAGGUCUAUGGUGAUGUUUCUGCAGCAACAAGUAGGAUGAACUUGAGUAUUGCCGAUGGGAUCUACAUAAUGUUCUGUGCUUCAAUUAAAGAGAUGAACCAUCUCCGCCUCGAACAAGUCACCGAAGAUAUGAUAUUGAAGUGGAGGGAUGCAAUCAAGGAUUUUCAAGGAUUUUGCAAUGGAACAUUUGAAGAAAGCUGCACGCGCUUAUAUUGGUUGAAUGGAGCGCCGAAAGCUGGAUUAUAUAGCUUCCAGGUUAUCCAAUUUGGAGGCUCAAUCGAGUGA